AUGCUUCCGGUCACUUCGCACAUGCGCAUUCGCGCUCUCCGGAGGACUCCGGGUCCAGAAGGCCGUAGGGGGAGGGGGAGAGAGAGUCCCUCCCGCUGCCGUUGUCAUGGCGCCCACCGGGCCUAGCCGCGUGGCCAGGAUCUCCCGGAGCCUCUGCUUCAGCGCCUCUCACCGGCUGCACAGUAAGGCGCUGAGCAAUGAAGAGAACCAGAAGCUCUUUGGGAAAUGCAACAACCCCAAUGGCCAUGGACACAACUACAGAGUGGAAGUAACUGUACGUGGAGAGAUUGAUCCCACUUCAGGAAUGGUGAUCAACCUCACAGAUCUAAAAGAGUACAUGCAGGAAGCCAUCAUGGAACCUCUGGAUCACAAGAAUUUGGAUAAGGAUGUGCCCUACUUUGCCAGUGUGGUAAGCACUACUGAGAACGUUGCUGUGUUCAUCUGGGAAAACCUCCAGAAGCACCUUCCUGGGGGAGCUCUUUAUAAAGUCAAAGUGUACGAAACAGACCAGAAUGUUGUUGUUUACAAAGGAGAGGAGAGCAUUCCUGAGAAAUGAAAUCGUAUGUGUCUUGAUGUCUUCAAUCAGGUGUCAGGAGAAAGUACCUAAUCAGUCAGUCAGUCAAUCGGUGGAUUAAUGUGCCCUGUCCUAUAAGUAUUGCCAUCAGACAUACGGAAUAUGCUUAUUUUUUAAAGAGAUGCCUUAAGAGAAUUCUAGUGAGGGGUUCCAGCUGGAAGAGGCUCUGUUAGAUGCAGUUCUAGGCUUUCAGAAUUUGCCACUGUCUUGUUGCUUCUGGGUCAAAACAUUCCGUUUCUUUGAACAGUUGGGAAAUAGCAAAAGUAGCUGUCAGUGUUUGGGUGGCAUAGAGGAAGAGCUAUAGACCCAUCCACACAUUAUGUUCAACACUGGUACGACAAGUGUACACAGGUACAGUUAUUCACAUGUUAUGUUGGAUGCAGGUACAGAAGUACACUUUCUUUCUGCACCAUGCAUUUGAGCAGCAAGUAUCCAGGUUCACUUUUUAAAAUGAACACCGGUACAGUCAUUCAUGCAAACUCAUGUAUGAGUGUCCAGACAUCUGUACACUUGUACAGCAUAAUGUCUGAAUCAGGCUUGUAUCUUUCCAAGAUCUGGCAUGGUACAGAAGAUAUGAGUCUAGGCUGUGGACAUUGAAAACCCUGAACUUAGGAAAUGGCCAUAAGUAACGCCCCCCCCCCCCCGUCUCAGCACCAGCGCCUGCAAUAUUUAUCUACCUUACAGGGUUAUUGCAAGGAUGACAAAGCAAAUGUCUGAAGUAUGUUGCUCGCUCUAAAGUGCUAUAUAGAAGUUACACAGUAUUAUUGUCAUGUCCUCUUUCUAGGCUUUUUUAAUUUUUGUUUUAAUUAUUAACUGAUUUUAAUGGUGUUUUAAUGUAAACCUCCCUGAGCCUUUUGGAAGGGCGGUAUACAAGUUUUAAUAAUAAAUAAAUAAAUAAAUAAAUAAAUCUGUGAAUGGGACCUCC
This is a messenger RNA of Hemicordylus capensis (graceful crag lizard), 1499 nucleotides long. RefSeq names its product 6-pyruvoyl tetrahydrobiopterin synthase-like. The transcript has 6 exons. Gene Ontology annotation, molecular function: 6-pyruvoyltetrahydropterin synthase activity. NCBI's taxonomy places the organism in Eukaryota, Metazoa, Chordata, Lepidosauria, Squamata, Cordylidae. The record is from RefSeq and is a predicted model, not a curated record. Gene Ontology annotation, biological process: tetrahydrobiopterin biosynthetic process. Gene Ontology annotation, cellular component: mitochondrion. Bases 107 to 556 code for a protein of 149 amino acids.